CAGCGUCCGUUGUGCAGUGCGGUACAGUUGAAGCAAAAAAAACGCAAAAACAACCUUCUCCAAACCGUUUGCCGGUUCCUACUAAGUGCAGUUGUUGUUCAGUGCAGUUUCAGUACAGUUUUACGCAACAAAAUGGCCUUCAAGUUUGUGGUAUUUGCAUCGCUGGUUGCCUUCGCCGCCGCCUUCCCCGGUGGAUACGGCGACUACUACGGCUCGGAGCAUCAGCUCGACGCCGGCCACCACGAGUACGGCCAGGUGGCGCGCAUCUCGCUCGGUGACGGCCAUGGACAUCACGAAUACCACGAGGAUGAGCACGUUGACUACUACGCCCCGCCCAAGUACGCCUUCAAGUACGGAGUCAACGACUUCCACACCGGGGACGUGAAGUCGCAGCACGAGACGCGCGACGGUGAUGUCGUCAAGGGUCAGUACUCGCUGGUCGAGCCGGACGGUUCCGUGCGCACCGUCGACUACACUGCCGACAAGCACUCGGGCUUCAACGCGGUCGUCCACAAGACGGCUCCGGUCAGCCACCACCAGGGUGGACACUACUAGAAGGCCACACCAAUCUACAGACACCCUUGCCAUUUGGACAAGGGACAUUGCAAACUGCCUUGAAGGCCCGCCCAGCGCAGGGCUUCUAGUAUCUAGUGACCUAGGACAAAUGUGUAGCCCAGUAGUUUUCUCACGUUCUCACUUCCGUCUCGCUACAACUACGCUUCGCGCAACGACAACGACCACGAGCACCACGUUGGAUGCAAAUGGGAGGAACAGCCAAACCAACCAAAACACACCUGACGCUCGUCUGCGGGAGAGAGCAGCUGCCGUCUUUCCAACACUCCAUCGAAUCAACUGUGAUAUUAACAAAUUCUGCCACGGUAGCUGGACGAGCGUUCGCUGCUUGAUCUAACCUACCAGCCACCUCCCACCCCCGAGCGAGAGGAAGAAGCAAACAUUGAGAUGAAAAUUCAAAACCCCCUUACAAUCGAUGGUGCGGAAAAGACGAACGUGCGCGCGCGCGCGCCAGCGUGUUUGCGAACUCCCUGCGAAAGUCACGUGCCACGAUUGUGACGCAACCGCUCAAGAACCGGUCCGCGGCGAAGAGCGAAGGUUUGUCUUCCUGGAAAUUACGCAAAAACCAACCCUGCGUACGGUCGGCACUUGAUCGGCGGAAAAAUCCCUUCGCAGCAAAACGGUUUUCCCUGUUUCCUGCGGGGAUCGCGAUUGGCACGUGCACUAGGCGAUUGCUCUUGCUCUUGCGUACGACGUGGUUCAAUCCAUGUGUCGUUGUAUCGUUUGUUUCACACUUACACUGUAUCACUACAGCAUCUGCGGCCUCUGGCCACCCCUCUCUACCCUUCUGCUCGUGAGACUCAUGUUGACUUGUAUUUAUGUAAUUAUUAUGUUUGUUUUGUUAUCCGUUAUCAAAGCGAAUAAAGAGGAAGUCAAAAUGUA
Anopheles merus is the source of this 1455-nucleotide messenger RNA. Its product is annotated as cuticle protein 19-like. The transcript is spliced from 3 exons. Gene Ontology annotation, cellular component: extracellular matrix. The coding region runs from base 133 to 555 and encodes 140 amino acids. Lineage: Eukaryota; Metazoa; Arthropoda; Insecta; Diptera; Culicidae. The record is from RefSeq and is a predicted model, not a curated record.